Molecule: messenger RNA, 2664 nt
Organism: Grosmannia clavigera kw1407
Lineage: Eukaryota; Fungi; Ascomycota; Sordariomycetes; Ophiostomatales; Ophiostomataceae
Exons: 2
Coding region: 1-2664 (887 amino acids)
Source: RefSeq, a predicted model, not a curated record
AUGGAACCGGAACCUGACGCGCCGUCUGAGAAGAAGCCCGAUGUGACGGCGCUUGACUCGGCGCCCGGCGCAUCCGGUCACCCCGCGUCGGCCUCGGGCGCCACGUCCACUCGUGAAGCCAGCGCCGCUUCUUCUUUAGCAUCCCGUGACGGCCCCCCCGAUUCUAUCAAGGCCUCCUCGGGCCUGUCUCCACGGCACUCAUCGGCGCGCUCGCCCACGCCUGUCGCCACUGCUGCGGUGCCUGCUGCGGCUCCUGGACCCCGCCGCUCGCCUUUAUCUGCGGCCUCUGGUCGUCGUCCUCUCCCUGGUUCGGCCCCUAGCCAAUCUGCAUCAUCAGCCAGCCCGACAAGCGCGCAACCUGCACGAGAUGCGCCCAUGUCCAAGACGUCUGCAAGUGCAACCAUCAGUCCAAAAGAGAAGAUGACCGAACCUGAAAAGGGAGGUAUGGACAAGGUAGAUUCACAGAAUCGAACCAACCUGCCACUUGGCGGCCCCAGCUCCAUUGCUGUCAGAGUCUCAUCCACAUCAUCAUCCUGCAUUCCCGCAAAUAUCCUGGAAGACGAGAUUGUUGUCGGAACCAAGCCAAAUGGAAAGCACUCGUCUCCUAUACAUGUCGUCUCUGAUCAGGAAGAUAUCGAGAUGGAAGACAGGGAUCAUUCGCCAGAACCAAGCCAUCCGAAGCGCAAGCGUUCCUCAGUCUACAAUGAGCUCGAGGGAGAGAGGAUUGAGCAGAGCCUGAUACAGGACGACAUUAAGGAUGUUCCGACCAUCACAUCUGCUCUUGUUGUGGACAAGGCGCCUAGACCGAUGCCCCAGCCUUCUAUGACUACGCAAAGGAGCAUCACGCUUGGCUAUUGGCGAGAUUCGGCUGUUCCUGACGAGAAUGAGAAGCAUGCUGUCGUCGGCUUCAUUGACACUCGCGACCGUCUCCGGACCCGCAUCCAACAGAGCAGUCGGUCGGGAAAGUUUGUUGCCGCAGACUAUCCACUCCCCCCGGGACCGGGCGGCAGCUGGGUUACGUUUGAGCGCGUUGUUUUUGACAAGCAUCUCGUCGGCCUUGACCACAAUCAGGUCAAAGAGUAUGUCAAAAUACGUUCAGAGAAUUCCAUGGCCCACAACAGUCCGGAAGAGGAACUAGAAAAUGAGAAGGUUGCUGUGAAGGAAGCCAUUCGCCGAGCGGCACUGCAUCCGACCCCUGACAAUAUGCCUGCGCCAGCCAUCGCGUACGGAGUUGAUCUACCCGACUACGUUGUAAAUGCUGCCCGGCCCGAAAAGAAGCGGCGCAUGAUUUCAAACGGCACUUUCGGCGCCUUUUCUUCGGCCGCCGACAUUGCCGCCAACUCGCCCAGCGCCCAGCAAAGUCUGGCACCGGCUGGCGGUUCGCCGUCAGUAGCAUCGGCUAUUCAAAGGUCGGCCAUCGAUCUCUUGCCGGGCACCCGCCCGACGAAAAUUUUGCUUGGCUAUUGGCGAGGCUCGAGCGAAGAGCGGGUGGAGGACAAGCAUGCCGUCUUUGGCAUACUGGGCGCGAAUGAUAUGUUCCGCGUCAAGGUGACUCGCGAGACUCGUGAUGGUCGUCCCGUGAUGGGCAACUUCCCGACAGGCGCUGGCGCUCUUUGGAUCCACUAUGACGAGGUCGAAUUCGAGAAGCACAUCCGCCACUUGUCUCGCCCAGAGGUGAAGGAGUACGUGCGUGUGCGGCAGCGCCAGAUUGAUGAGGGGGAGAAACCCGACCAGCGGAUCGAGAAUGAGACUAAGGCGGUCUACGAUGCCCAGGCCCGCGUUAUAAGUGCUGGCGGUGUCGCUCAGAGCACGCUAGGCACGGCUGGCAGAGUUGAUACCAUCAGCUUCGCGUCUGCUGCCAACCUGAACCACCGGCAAGCCGACAAUGGGAGCAGCGAGAUUCCCAGCCAUUACCAACAAGACGGUCGUACUCGGCGAGAGUACGAGCCGCGUCAGACUCGCCGCUCUUAUGCGGCUGACUCUCGCGACAGUCCUGCCUCCAUUGCGGCUGCUGCCAUUGCCGCCACACCGCCACUGUCUCGCUCUGGCCGCCACUCGCUGCCUGACGGAGUUGGCAUGACCACCGAGCUUCGGCCUGCCAAUAGACCGCCUCCAGCCGGCCAUGGCGCGGUCGAAGGCAGCAAGGCACUGCCGAAUUGUCACAAUGGCAGCGGUCCGAACGCCGACCGUGUUGAACGCACCAAUAGCUUGGCGCGCCGCGAGAUUGUCCGUGUUGAGUCGAUCCAGAUGCGCAAUGAGCAGCGUGCUGCCAAUCGCGAGACCGGACUGGUCGGCAGUGGAGGCAGCACGGCGAGUGGCAUGAGUUUGGCUGGUGAACCGACGACUUCUGUCCUCGCCAGCCUGUCUCUCAACGGCAAUGCGGGCAACGGAUCUGGUGUCGGCAGCUCUGCCGGCAACAACGGCGGAAGCAGUCGCCAGACUUUUAGCGAGAACAUAGGACGUCUCAACAAAGUCUGGGCUUCACAAGAGGCCACACGUCUGCGCGCCGGAGGCGAAGACGCAAAAAUCUACAUGGGCGUCAAAUAUGAACGCAAGCAGACGGGCCCUUUCCAAGGCAAGCUCGUCAGCCCUGGCACGAUUUUGUCCAUUGACGGUGAGGACUAUGUCGAGUAUCGCGUGCUUACUAAGCCGACAUUCUUCUGA